AUGCAGAAUGCUUCCACAAGGGAGAAAUUCAACAGGUACGGGACGGGAAGUACCUGCUGCUUUGGGAUCACGUGCCUCGGAGGGGAGGAGGCGGCGGCGGCGCUGUCGUCGUCGCGGGAGAGCGACUGCUGGGUCAGAGCGAAGGUGCUUGGCCGACAGCGCGGAGCAGGGGCAAACAAGCCUGGUGUCUCUCUCUCCCAGGACUUUCUUGCAGCAGAAGAACUACUUGAAGAACUACCUUUGGGAAGUCGCUGCAGUACAGGCAGAAGUUGGUGCCAGCAGCCUUUCUCCUGCGGCAGUGGGGACUUCCUCCCCUCAUCCUGUCCCUCUCCUGGCUGGAGAGGUUCCUCCACUGACAACAGUACUGCGGGGUCUACAGCGGCGCCAUCCACUUCUUCCAAAGGCCUCUCGAAGGCGGAACUGGAAGCUGCCAUAGCUGUGCCGUGUGUUUUUAUAGGCCUCCUGCUAAUUGGCCUUUUGGUUUUCAUGGGACUCAAAAUUCGGGAGAAGCGCCAGACAGAAGGGACCUAUCGGCCCAGCAAUGAGGAACAGGCAGGUACCCGGGUGGAACCGCAGACCAACCUCAAGCUGCCUCCAGAAGAGCGACUUAUCUGACAGAGGGAAAAAGAACUCAAUUUUGGUGUGCUUAGCACACUGGACUAAAAAAAAAAAAAAAAAAGACUGAGGAACGGACCUGUGAAACUAAAAGACCCCCAGUAUGAAUGGUUGGCAGCAUUUCCAGCUGGCUGGCUAGCUGUGAAUAGCUGUCAGCAGAGAAGUCCUAAAUGCCAGAAAGAGGAUUUGAAGGCAGCCCGGGAGCUGUGAGACCCGGUAGAGAUGCAAGAUGGGAUCCUGCUCUCUGCACCCAGAAAGAAAAGGCCCACCCUGAUGCUGUGGGAACUGACCGUGCUGGUUGGAUACCCUCUGUUUUCACUGUCCUCAAGGACAAGUCGUCCGUCGUCUUCUUCCUAGACAAAGAUUGACUGUGCAGCCAGUGGGAACGGCUGAAGGGAGAAGGAUAGGAAGGCUGCUGCCUUGGCCCGACUGGUGGAUUCUGGGAGGGGAUUUUGCUUUUCAAGUGUGGGCUUUUUUUAAGUGUGUGUUGUCCUCUGCUUUUAAGAAUACCACUUUCUAAUAAAAGGCAAUCUCCCUUUUUUGUUGAGGGAAAAACAUGGCACCACUUCAUGAACUCUGUGGUGGGGAAGGGGUUAAUGAAACUCAGUUGCUCGGUAGAAAGUUUAAUCUGAAAUGAUCUCAAUGCAUAAAUGGAGGACAUCACUCACACCAAGCAAUAAAAUGAAGGAAACCA
Messenger RNA from Protobothrops mucrosquamatus (brown spotted pit viper), 1309 nucleotides. RefSeq names its product crumbs cell polarity complex component 3 (gene CRB3). The transcript is spliced from 5 exons. NCBI's taxonomy places the organism in Eukaryota, Metazoa, Chordata, Lepidosauria, Squamata, Viperidae. Bases 1 to 615 code for a protein of 204 amino acids. The record is from RefSeq and is a predicted model, not a curated record.